Hordeum vulgare subsp. vulgare (domesticated barley) is the source of this 1709-nucleotide messenger RNA. RefSeq lists its product as uncharacterized. NCBI's taxonomy places the organism in Eukaryota, Viridiplantae, Streptophyta, Magnoliopsida, Poales, Poaceae. The coding region runs from base 73 to 1251 and encodes 392 amino acids. The transcript is spliced from 8 exons. The record is from RefSeq and is a predicted model, not a curated record.
GAGGAGAGAAAAAAGAAGGAGCUUUCCCCUCCCCCGACCAAACACUAAUCCCCCCCAUCGCCGUUACCGAGGAUGCCAUCCGAGCCCUCGAGCCGACGCCGCCGCCGCGGACGCGGAUCCCCUGCCGAUCCACAGACAGCCCACCGCCGCGGAUCCCUCGCCGAUCCACACCGCCGCGGAUCCCCCGCCGAUCCGCAGGCUGGGUCAUAUGCUUGGAGGUCAUAUGCUCCAACGUCCGUGACACAGGAUUGGCCCUAUGCUCCGGUCUUCACUCCAUUGUCUGCUCCCGUGUUCGCUCCCAAGUCAGCGCAUGCUCCGCCGCCAACACCAUACGCUCAUUUCUCAAAGAUGAUCGAUAAGUAUUUUCCGGAUAGCCCUCGUCCGGCAUACACUUCAUACUCUCCAACGUCUCAGCCUCCUUUGGCACACACGGUGCAAAAACUGGAUGUCUUGUCAUUGGAGGAUUCCAACAAUGGACCACACCUUUCCUGGUCGCCUAUUUGGGACCGUUCUGUUUUUGACUGGGGAAUUACAUUUUACACCACCAGAGAUCGUACAGGAUCUUUCCGCACGUAUCCUGAUGUGGGCGGUCCUUUUCAGAGCCUAGAUCAAGUUAACAGCGCUAUCGAUCAGUAUCUCAUUGACCACGAGGAUCCAACAAUGUGUGUGGGGCUUUCUCAAGUGGAUUCAAUUGUAAAACGUGUCCGUUACUAUCCUGAUGGCACAAAGAAGCGUGGAUCAGAAGUCAAAGAUAAAAGGCGUGAUAAGUAUUAUCAGUUGGCUCGAUUGUUGGUGGACAAGUAUAACGACCAUCACAAUCUUUUUGGGGAUCUUGCAUAUGAGGUCAAAGAUUUUCUGCAUGGGAAGCCUCUUUGGGAGGAUUAUUAUAUCCAUUGGACAUACUUUCAUAUGAAUUUCAUUGCAAAGGCCAAAGGAUCUUAUGGUGUUGACAUUGGCAACUUAUUCUUUGCUGAAGUCAAAUAUAUGCGAGGAGAUGAUGGAUUAACGGUGAACAGUUGCUGUAUACUUGAACCUUCUGAUGAUCAUGGCCUCUGCUAUGGUUGUGGAGCUGAUAUGAAGCACCCCAAUGAUGGUAAUACAUACGCUUGUGGUCGGCGGAACAUCUCGUAUCAUUUUCAGAAUGGUGCACCUGAACUACCUCCGGGCUAUUGCAAUGACCGCUAUUACGAGGAUUCUGAUGAAGAGGUGGAAAGACUGAGAUCUCAGUUCAAGAAAAUGUUGUCGCCAUGAGCUGCAGAAAACAUGUUGUUCAUGGGUUGUUGCAGAAAAUGUUGUCGCCGCCAUGAGCUGCAGAAAACAUGUUGUUCAUGGGUUGAAGAGAAGGCUGCUUUGCAUGAUCCAAACUUGUCCUCUUUCUGGAAGCCAAAGGAAAGGGACGGAGGAAGCGUGGAAAUCCUCGUCUUGGAAGCACAUCUAUCACUUGUCCUCUUUCUUUCUGGUGCUGCGGCGGAGGAAAGGAUGAUGGUACAGACAGAGUACCUGCUUGACUCCAUUGAUACGCACAUCUGUAAAAUGGUUUUGGGAUUUCUUCAGUAAGCUAGCGUGCGUGCACAAGUAACCUGACCUGACAAACCAAACAAGGCUUAUAGUCGGUGAAUGCCGUUCGGGUCGGUACUUCGGUGUUUUUAAAAUUUCGCUUGUUCAAAAACAAUGACCGAUCGGUUAAUAGGAAAAGCACUAACCGAUGC